Messenger RNA from Puccinia triticina, 570 nucleotides. RefSeq lists its product as uncharacterized. NCBI's taxonomy places the organism in Eukaryota, Fungi, Basidiomycota, Pucciniomycetes, Pucciniales, Pucciniaceae. The record is from RefSeq and is a predicted model, not a curated record. The transcript is spliced from 5 exons. Gene Ontology annotation, molecular function: protein binding. The coding region runs from base 1 to 570 and encodes 189 amino acids.
AUGGAAACCACGCCGAUGGCUCUCAAACCACCCACCACUCGACUGCUCCCCGGCCACACCGGGCCUGUCUUCACCCUCGGCUGGUCGGUCGACGGAGGGAAACUGGCGAGCGGAUCGAAGGACGAGGGGAUACGAAUAUGGAACCCAGAGCAAGCUGACUACGGCAAGGCAUCCGCCGAAUUAAAGGGCCAUUCCAGCCUUCCCCCAUUGACCGAUGUACUACCGGCUCGGCAUUCGCCGGAUGCGCCGAUCGUUGCAAUCGGCGACUCAAAAGAUGUGUGCCCUGAGAGCAAUUGUCUUGAACGACCUGAGGAUGAGCGAGCACGACCUGCGCAUGAUCCUGAACGGCUAUCCUGCCAGCCUGCGCACGCUCCAGCUCUGCAAUCCGGCCAAUUCGCUUCAACGGCCUGGCCUAUACCGAAUCCUCACGGAAUGCAUCAGCCCGGCCUUGGAAUCCUUGACGCUCGAGGUGGGCGAUCGAUGGGGAGAGUGGGUUUACCCCAACUCGGCUGGGACCGUUGUGAGAUCUCCUUCGAAAUCAAUCGUUCAGCUCGGCUGGGACCGUUGUGA